AUGUCCAAUCUUAAGGACCAAAAGCUUCCAAACAUGGAUUCUGUUGAAACAAACGAGAUACACAAGAUGCAAUCUGUGAAUCAAGGUCAUGUCCAUGAGAUUGAACUUGAUCCAGUGCUAGAGAGAAAGACAUUGAGGAAAUUCGACCUUUUCCUCCUACCGCAGAUCGCUAUUCUUAUCAUCAUCGGCUACCUUGAUCGGACGAAUGUUGGAAAUGCCGUGAUAUUCGGAUUUGCCAAAGAUAUCGGCCUCAAGGGCAAAGAGUUCAACAAUCUCGUUACCUUGUUCUAUGUCACCUACAUCGUCUUCGAUAUUCCAUGGGUGGUUUGCAUCAAGAAGUACGGCGCCAACAGGGUACUCGGUAUCGCCCUAAUGGGAUGGAGCACAGCAACACUAGGAACGGGAUUUGUGCGCAACUACCAUCAGGCUCUGGCAUGCCGAUUGUUGCUUGGUGUCUUUGAAGCUGGGCUCCUACCUUGCAUGGUGUUCAUCAUUUCGACAAUCUGGAAUAAAAAACAACAAGGGAAACGCAUAGCCGUCAUAUAUUGUGCGACCACCAUUUCGGGUGCAUUUGGCGGAUUGUUUGCAUAUGGGGUCCAACAGAUGGGGGUCCAGCAUGGCCUCGAGCCUUGGAGAUGGUUGUUCAUUAUUGAGGGAAUUAUUUCUUUCGUGCUCGGUGGCCUAUGCUGGGUGACAAUGCCAUACAGCGCUGAGAGAGCAUGGUUCUUGACAAAGGAGCAAGUCGAUUUGAUGCUCUUGAAGAAACAGCGCGAUCUGCUUUACAAAGGAGAAGACGAAUUCAAGCCGAAACACGCUUGGGCUGCUGCCACAGAUCCCCUGGUAUACCUCGUUGCAUUCUCGCUCUUCUCCUCUUCACUACCCCUUCUUGGCUUCGGGACGUUCCUCCCAACUAUUAUUAGGGGUCUUGGGUACACUUCAAUCCAAGCAAACUACCUUACCAUCCCAGUAUACGCACUUGCUACGGGCUCGGUAGCACUGCUGGCAUGGCUAUCAGACCGGCUCCACAAACGUGCCUUCUGUCUUUUGAUAGUGCCGGUUCCAGUACUGAUCGGCUAUUCCAUCGCAAUUGGGAGUUCUAACAUCGGAGCCGGUUACUUCGCCAUGUUUCUAUGCGCCGCUGGCAUUUUUCCGUAUAACUGUCUCAUGCUCACAUGGAUCUCGAGCAACCUGGCUCCUGAUUACAAGCGCAGCGUGGGAGUACCACUGGCUGCUACCAUUGCAAACGUUUCGGGCAUCCUGUCAGGACAAAUAUACCCUGCCACAGACGCUCCGCGGUACGUCAGCGGAAAUGCAGUUAGCUUAGGGCUGGAGGCUGUGGCGUUCUGUGGGGUCAUUGCGAUUUACUUCCUGUUGAAAUGGAGGAAUCGUCAGAAAGAGAAAAUGCUGGCAAGUGGCGUGGAGAACACUGGCAAAGAGGGCGAUGCGAGUCUUGAGUUUAGAUACAUCUUGUAA
Exophiala bonariae is the source of this 1473-nucleotide messenger RNA. RefSeq lists its product as uncharacterized. Gene Ontology annotation, cellular component: membrane. Lineage: Eukaryota; Fungi; Ascomycota; Eurotiomycetes; Chaetothyriales; Herpotrichiellaceae. The transcript has 3 exons. The record is from RefSeq and is a predicted model, not a curated record. Gene Ontology annotation, molecular function: transmembrane transporter activity. Bases 1 to 1473 code for a protein of 490 amino acids. Gene Ontology annotation, biological process: transmembrane transport.